Suillus clintonianus is the source of this 726-nucleotide messenger RNA. RefSeq lists its product as uncharacterized. The record is from RefSeq and is a predicted model, not a curated record. The coding region runs from base 1 to 726 and encodes 241 amino acids. The transcript has a single exon. NCBI's taxonomy places the organism in Eukaryota, Fungi, Basidiomycota, Agaricomycetes, Boletales, Suillaceae.
AUGAAGGUCAGCCUAGGUCUUGGGAUGCUGCCAAGAGAAUGCAAGCGAGUUAUCGAAUAUGAGGAGGACGAAGCUACCCUGAACACCCCCUCUUACCUUGGCACCUCUAUUUUGAGUAUCAAGACCCACGACCUCGUCAUAGAGGCAAUCAAUACAGCCAGAGGUGGGGUUAUGCGGAUGCUCAAGGCGAAGGAAGGACAACAUGCUGCCAUUGCUGAGGCUGCUGGUGGUGAAGAACACAGAGCUGAUACUGCCAUUCGGACAAUUUCAACCAGGGAAGAGAAAGAGGAUGAGGGGACGGAAAUGGAGGCAGAUGAGUUGACAAGGAAGGUUGACAAGGAGUCGUGGGAGGUGGAGGAAGAGAAGAAGAAAAUGGCGAUGCUGCAGGAGGACAUGAGAAAGCUGGAGGAGAGAAAGCGAGAGCUGGAGGAGUACAACCAGAAGCUGUUGAAACUGGUGGAGAUCGAAAAGGACAGUGGUGGUAAGGAUGAUAUGGAAGAUAAGGAACAGUGUGGUGAGGAGGAGGAGGAGGAGGAGGAGGAGGAGGAGGAGGAGGAGGAGGAGGAGGAGGAGGAGGAGGAGGAGGAUGUUGUCGUUGUUGUGCAGAAAGGGAAGAAAAGAGGAAAAUCUGGGGGAUCUGGAAGACCAUCCAAAAAGGCUACCACUGACAAUAUUUGUCGAUCCAGCAGACCCAGGCAACCCUCAAAAAAGGCCAUGCGAAAGUGA